CUAGAUUUUCUUAGGAGUAGGAGCAAUACAUGAGAUAAACCCCAGUAUUUUCUGAGGCCCAUUGCUUUUUGUACUUUCAAAGGAUCAUAUUUUCUUUUUCAGUGGUAUUUUUAGCCUGUAGUCUUACACAGUUUUGGUCUUGUAGAAAUUCAGAAAGGUUUAUUAAAAUACCAGUUAGAAUCAUGUGGUAAAUGGCUGACAAAACAAUGGGUCAUGAAACAAUUUUUGCAAAGAGUAACUCAAAUAUUUAGUAUGUUAAAUAGCUGAAUGCAGCUGAUCAAUAAAAGAGUGGAUCUGAGGGAUGAAAGCCUGAAUUUCAGUUAUUGAGCUUUCCUUCAAGCACAGAAAUUAGUUCUGGUUUGUAUGCCAAUUUAACUUUUUCUUAACUUCUCUGUGUAAAAACAGUAGCGUCAUUUGGUAGUGAUGUACUUCUAACUAUACACAGAAAGUUAUACUUGAAUGUUCAUCACUUCAAAUUAGAUCCUUUAAUUUGCAACAAUCAACAUGGAAAAGACAAGAUUUAAUUUUUUUGUGUGACUGAAAACAUUUAUAAAACAGCACUACUUUGUGUACUGCCAUAAAUUAUAUUUUAGAUGAUUAGAGAAUUGUGUGCAAAAGAAUGGGACUUUACAGCAGAAACUUAAUGAAACUUUAUUUUGGUUAAUUAUAUUUCAGAGGAUGGAUAAAAUAUAAUUUGCUGGAAAGGAAUGAGAAAAAAAAACAGUGGAUGACAACUCUACAAUAAGUCCAUUAUAGUAUCUAAAUAUUAAAAGUUAUUAUACAGAAGUGGAACGUGUGGGUGCAGACUGACAAGGAAAAAAAGACAUAUUUAAAUCUGUCAUAUAGAGAUAGUACUAAUGGAACUCUACGACUAUUGACAAGUUCUUUUUUCUUUUUAGUACAUCUAAAUUUGGCUCACUGCAGAAAAUUCACAGACAAAGGUUUACCAUACCUGGACUCUUGAAAAGGCUGUCACAAGAUCAUCUGUUUGGAAAUUCCAGGUUGCAUUCAGGUUUGUACUGAUGUCUUCAGAAAUACUGCCAAUGCCUGCAAUUGGAUUCAAGAUCCAAUCAGCAAAAUGUUAACUCUUACAGACAGAUGUAUUUAAGCUCUGGUUGAAAAGGUAAUGUCUGUUGUCUUUCUUGACUCUCCAAAACUUUCUGACACAACUUUUAAAGUCCUUGAAGAAUGUAAACUUUUGAAAGUCAGCAAUGAAGGGAAUAACCAAAAUACUGAUUAAAGUUUCAAGCUGAUGAGUAAAUGCUGCCUAUGCAUCAGACACAUUCAUAUGGCUGAUUGCCAGAAGAUAACAGAAGCUGGUGUUAAGAUGAUUUCACCAUUGAAGCAUAUUCUUGUACUGAAUAUGGCAGACUGCACAAGUUUAAGUGUAAGGCCAUUUGUACACGGUUCUUCAGGAGCUAAGCUAAGAGAGUUGAGUGUUAGCUCCAACAGAGGCACUGCUCUCCAUUGUGGUCUAGAAAACAAUGCCAAUGAAAGAAUUACUAAUGAGGGCUUGAGAGCCCUUGGCUGCCAUGGAAAAAUAUUGGAACUUUCUACAUCACAAUGCAAAGAUUUCAGUGACAAUGGGAUUCAGAUUGUAAUUGAGUUCUGCAAGGGCACAGAAUACCUGGAACACUGCCAUGUCUCUUACUGCCCUCAGCUGACAGAUGAAGCUGUGAAAACAAUGGCAUUUCACUGUCACAGACUGACAUCUGUCAACAUAGGAGGUUGCCCAAAGAUGAUUGAUACAUGUAUCCAAUACUUUGCUGCAGCCUGCCAUUAUCUCCCCUUCUUGGACAUCUCAGGUUGUAUUUAUCUUACUGACAACCUGAAAUAUUUUGGGAAAGGCUGUGAGCAACUCCAGAUUCUCACAACACUUUACUGUAGCCUUCCUACAGAACAAGCUGUCUUGAAAUACACAGCUGAACUGGAGAAAGAGGAACAUAAUGAUGCUGACCGUCCUUCCUGGCUUGGACAUGACUGGGAUGGUAACAUAACCACCUUCACCAAAAAACACAGAUCAGAGCCUGAAAAAAUGAAUUCUUCAAAAUGA
Molecule: messenger RNA, 2053 nt
Organism: Vidua chalybeata
Lineage: Eukaryota; Metazoa; Chordata; Aves; Passeriformes; Viduidae
Gene: FBXL13
Product: F-box and leucine rich repeat protein 13
Biological process (GO): SCF-dependent proteasomal ubiquitin-dependent protein catabolic process
Cellular component (GO): SCF ubiquitin ligase complex
Molecular function (GO): protein binding
Source: RefSeq, a predicted model, not a curated record